This is a messenger RNA of Nothobranchius furzeri (turquoise killifish), 3437 nucleotides long. RefSeq names its product arginine vasopressin receptor 2a, duplicate b (gene avpr2ab). NCBI's taxonomy places the organism in Eukaryota, Metazoa, Chordata, Actinopteri, Cyprinodontiformes, Nothobranchiidae. The record is from RefSeq and is a predicted model, not a curated record. Gene Ontology annotation, molecular function: vasopressin receptor activity; peptide binding. Gene Ontology annotation, biological process: cellular response to hormone stimulus; G protein-coupled receptor signaling pathway; regulation of systemic arterial blood pressure by vasopressin. Gene Ontology annotation, cellular component: plasma membrane.
GUGUGUGUGUGUGUGUGUGUGUGUGUUUAUACUGUGUGCCUGCAUGUUUGAUGUAAACUUGGCACCUUGUCCACUCUGGCUGUUAAUAUCCCACAAACACACACACUCUGAUGGUCAGGCUUCUUUGAGCACAGUAAUUAUCAAACAAAAAGAUGGGAGGCAAGCAGUUUUUUAUUUGCAGACAUCAUUUCAGUGGAAGACAAAGCUGGACCAAAUCUAUUUUCAUAGUACGCGCUCCAGUACACCGAUUCUGACAAUUCAUUAUGCAAUCAGUAACGUGUGUGUGUGAGUUUCUGCAAAACCAAUACCUGUGUGCCCCUCUUUGGUCCAUCAGCUGUUAUAACAGUCUCCAUGGUAACGGAGACAUACCUGUCCAUGGAUCAAUCUGAGGUUUCUGAGAUCCCGGCGGGUACAAAUAUCACAGAGUGGGAGCGGGACGCCCUGCUGGCGGUGGCGGAGGUGGUGGUGUUGGCUGUCAUUCUACUGCUGGCGUUACUGGGAAACGGCUUGGUGUUGGUGGUGUUGUUAAAGCGGAGGCAGCACCAAAACCCGCUGCACCAGUUCAUGCUCAACCUCUGUGUGGCUGACCUGGUGGUGGCGCUGUUCCAGGUGUUACCACAGCUGGUCUGGGACGCCAAGGGUCGUUUUCCUGGUCCAGACUUCUUGUGUCGUCUGGUCAAAUACCUGCAAGUGCUGGGCAUGUUCGCCUCCUCCUACAUGAUCGUAGCCAUGACGAUGGAUCGACACUACGCCAUCUGCUGCCCCCUGCAGGCGCAUGGCAGUGGGGCCGCCAAACGCUGGAACACCUUCAUUAUGCUGGCGUGGAGCCUGUCUCUGCUGCUGAGCCUUCCACAGGUUUUCAUCUUCUCCCGAUCAGAAGUGGCUCCUGGGAUCUAUGAAUGCUGGGGAACCUUUGCAGAGACCUGGGGCCUCAAAGCCUAUGUUACGUGGAUGACCCUGGCCAUCUUCAUCAUCCCCCUCAUCAUUAUCACGUUCUGCCAGGUUCGCAUCUUCGUGGAAAUUCAUCACAAUCUGUACCAGAGCUCAGAGCGCCACCUGUCCCCCACCCCCCGCCAUCCGCCAAGAGGUGACAGCCAGAGCCGAGGAGGAAGAGGACAGUCCACUCCGCCUGGCUACAUCUCACCCCUCACAGACAACCACGGCAGUUCGAAAAGCUUUCAUCCUGGAUCGACCUACCAGCACCUGCCAGUGGGCUCACUCUGCUCCAGCAGCAUUGUUUCUCAGAGGGAAAUUCACACCCACAGUUCUGUGCUGCAGGCUGACCCUAUAGCGCCCCCUGCUGUGUGCUGCCCUCACCCACCUAAAGCCCCCACAGCCCGGGGUGGAGAGGUGACAGCAGCCAUGUCAAAGACGGCCAGGAUGACACUGGUCAUCGUGCUCGUCUACUCCAUCUGCUGGGCCCCGUUCUUCAGUGUGCAGCUGUGGGCAGCCUGGGACCCCAACCCACCCCAGAGAGGUGCAGCCUUUACCCUGCUGAUGCUGCUGGCCAGUCUGAACUCCUGCACCAACCCUUGGAUCUACUCCUUCUUCUCCAGCAGCGUGUCUCCAGAGCUUCGCCUGCUGCUGCUCUGUGGAGCCCACCAUCAGCACCGGGACUCCUUCCCCAAUAACUCCUCUGCCACACACACCUCCAAUUCCUGAAGGCCCCCAGCAGCCCAGUCUCCUGAUGAAGGACUAGUCUGAUCCUGGGAGUUACAUCCACCUGCAGCAGAUCGGAGGAUGUGUUUGGAGCUGUGAGAUCAGAAAAAACAUGAAGUUGACAGAAAUUUGGUCCGUCCUCUGAGAUGCACCCAUCAACACGUCUGAUAAACUCCUAUGAGAGGAUUCAGAGUGCUAAUAGCUUCAGCACAUUUUAGCAUGUCCAAUUUAAAAGGGAGAACAGGAAAAGUUCAGCUUGAUUAGACAAGAACCAUCCGAUCUCAUGGACACCUUCUUUCAGGAAGGUUUUCUACCAUCUAAAAAAGUCUGCUCCCAAGGUCAAACAUUCACAAUGAUUUUUCAAAAAGUAAAAAAUAAAGUUAUUGGCUCAGAUGAACAAGAUGUCACAUAGCAUGUUUGACCUCACUGGAAACAUCAACAUUUAUUAUAAGACGAGGAAAGGAAAUGUGAUCAGUGGCGAUAGGGGCAGUGCAUACCUAAAUCAUUGCAAGCAAGCAGUAUUUUUUGGGUAUGAUAAAGACCCAUCCAACGGAUAGCCAUCAGGGUCAAAAAGCCCUGGGAGUGCAACCUCCAUCAAAGUGACAAGCACAUCAGACUCCCUUUCAUCCCUGGCGAUGAGCAAAGAGGCAAAUGUGUAAAACAUUUAUGAAUGGCGACAUUUUUGCAACUGCUUGUUACAAAUCAGAAAAUGUGUUUUGUCCUCACGGGCUCCUGUAGAAGGAAACUUUAUGUAGAAUUUGGCGUCACCCAGAGACCUAGACCUGCUCCCAUACAUUCUAUACCAGAUUAUUAUGGUUAAAUCCUAUGAAGCUGCCAAUAUUUAACAACUGGGCAUAAUUUAACAUUUUGAUGGAUAUUUGUAGAGAUUAAUGGUAAAAACUACACAUAGUAACUUUAAUAGUUCAAAUGUUAUAGAGGAGUCUUCUAAAAACAAACUAGAUGGAUUCUCUAAACUUUUGGUUGUUUUAUAAAGUUUUCAGCUUCAGUUUCAUUAGCCGUCUCCAUGGUUACUUGUGUAAAAAAUAACUACCAACAGUUUAUUUAAGGAGUUAAUGUUUCCGGUGUUGGUCCACCUUCUAGAGGUCAUUCAGCUUCUGGUCCAGAUCCUCCUGUGGAACUGAGGUCUGGGGAGUAACCAGGACCUGGCCCGUUUUGUUCCUGAUUCACCAAGUUCAGAUGUUCUCACUCAGGUCCAGUGAUCCAUCAUGCUGGAAAAAGUCACUGUUUAUCACCAAACUGUUGUUGCUUGGAGGAGUUCCUCUGGGAGGAUGUUUAGGAACCAUUCACAGCUGUUCUGAGGAUAAACAGCAAGCCUCUUUUGCUGUAAAGGCCCUGAAGUCUUCACAAAUCCACAGGAAAUGUAACUGCUGAGAUUAACCCUUUGAUGCAUGAAUUAUGAAAUCUUCAACCAUGAUUUUUGUAACAUUUUAUUCAUCUUUAGGUGUGAAUGAAACAAAUUUCGAUUAUUUUUAGUACAUUUUUAAACUUUACAAAUAAUUUAUUACAUGUCCACCUUAGUGGACAGCGUGCAUUCUGAACAUGAAAUAUGUUGGCUUGAGUUACUGAAGUCGAAAUGGAGGGGCUCAAAUGCAAUAAAGUCUUUAACAGCUGUGCUUAAUAGCAAAAAUAAAUACUAAUUUUGAAUACCUGUCCACUGUAGUGACCGUUAUGCAUCAAAGGGUUAAGUUUCAUCAAACAAAUGUUAAUUCAUUGGGAUUUCUCCUGAGUACCGCCUGUAGUGUAAGCCAACUCCAUCC